CCCAGGAGGAGGAGGAGGUGCCGGCUCGCCGCAGACCGCCCGCGGCAGAGGCCGCCCCGGUCGCGGCGCGGCGGGAGCGGCCGGCGGAGGCUGCGCGGCCGAGGGGGAGGGCCGGCGAGGCUUGGGGGGGUUGGCGGUGGUGGAGGAGCGGACGUCGCCUCUGCCCGCCUGCUGCCUCGCGCUGCCCCCCUGGCCGCAGGUGCCGGAGCAUCCCGCUGCCCCGGAGCCUCCCGCGGGCGCGCUCCGGGCUCAUCCCAGGCUUGGGACCACAGGGAGACAUCUCCAGGGGGCAGGAACCCCCGAGGGCGCUCGACAGGACAGCCUCCUUGGAAGGCCGGCCACCCUGCGGUCCCACCUCGGCAUGGGCCUGGCCAUCAAGGCAGCUCAGCUGUCUGUGCUGGUCUGAGAGGGGGGCGGGGCGCUGCCCGUCAUGGGGGCAGCCAUCUCCCAGGGGGCCCUCAUCGCCAUCGUCUGCAACGGCCUGGUUGGCUUCCUGCUGCUGCUACUCUGGGUCAUCCUCUGCUGGGCCUGCCACUCCCGCUCCGCCGACGUCGACUCCCUCUCCGAGUCCAGUCCCAACUCCAGCCCGGGCCCCUGCCCUGAGAAGGCACCUCCGCCCCAGAAGCCGAGCCAUGAAGGCAGCUACCUGCUGCAGCCCUGAAGGUCCCCAACCUGGCCUGGAACCUAAGCCCGCCCACCUGAGAGCCUGGAAACCAGGAUUCCAGAGGCCAGCCUGUUCUGAGCUGGACCCAAUAGUCUAGCCAAGCCCUGGCUACAAGACUGGCUCAGGAGGUCCUAGGAGAUGGGCCUGGGCUGGGGGUUCCUGUGUUGAUGCUAGGACCAGGGCCAUCUGGACUCUGCUUCAUCCCCAGGGCUGGCGGCUGGGUUGGUCCUUGCCCGGGGGCAUGAGCACCUCUAGCCUUCUGGGUUUGGGAAGCAAACUGGAGCCCGUGGCUAUAAUAGGAGGGUGUCUAGGCUGGGCCCCUCUCCUGGUCCUCCCACUGUUUGCUGGAUAAUAAAUGGAACUAUGGCUCUA
Messenger RNA from Ochotona princeps (American pika), 1036 nucleotides. RefSeq names its product energy homeostasis associated (gene ENHO). The record is from RefSeq and is a predicted model, not a curated record. Lineage: Eukaryota; Metazoa; Chordata; Mammalia; Lagomorpha; Ochotonidae. The transcript has 2 exons. Gene Ontology annotation, biological process: positive regulation of Notch signaling pathway. Bases 431 to 661 code for a protein of 76 amino acids. Gene Ontology annotation, cellular component: plasma membrane.